CAGGUCAGCCCUGCAGGGCAGCAGCCAUGAGCCUGGUGGCCUGUGAGUGCCCGCCUGGCCCUGGCCAGGAGCCUGAGCCCUGUUCACGAGCACAGUCCCAGACCCGAAUGUACCUGGAGCAGAUUCGCAAUCGAGUGGCUCUGGGGGCACCUGACAUGACCAAGCGUGACUACCUGGUGGACGCAGCCACACAGAUCCGGCUGGCCCUGGAGCGCGAUGUCAGUGAGGACUAUGAGGCAGCCUUCAACCACUACCAGAAUGGGGUAGACGUUCUGCUCCGAGGCAUGCAUGUUGACCCCAACAAGGAACGAUGCGAGGCUGUAAAGCUGAAAAUCACCAAGUACCUGCGGCGGGCGGAGGAGAUCUUCAACUGCCACCUGCAGAGGACACUGGGCAGUGGAGCCAGCCCUGGCACGGGUUUCAGCAGCCUGAGGCUCCGGCCCAUCCGCACACUGAGCUCUGCCCUGGAGCAGCUGAGGGGCUGCAGGGUGGUCGGGGUCAUCGAGAAGGUGCAGCUGGUCCAAGACCCAGUGACUGGAGGGACCUUCGUGGUGAAGAGCCUGUCCAGGUGUCACAUGGCGAGCCGGGAGCGGCUGACCAUCAUCCCGCAUGGUGUCCCCUACAUGACCAAGUUGCUGCGGUACUUUGUGAGUGAGGACUCCAUCUUCCUGCACCUGGAAUAUGUGCAAGGAGGCACUCUCUGGUCCCACCUGCUCUCCCAGGCACACCCCCAACCGUCGGGGCUCAGUUCUGGCCCCAGCCUGGAGAAGGUGAAGGCUCAGCUCCACUCCCGCCGCAGCCUGCGGACCCCCACGCUGCUGCCCCCAGACCACACCUGCCGGCAGGACAGAGGGCCCCUGGAGUCUCCUUGGCCUUGUCGAAGCCUUCUCCGAGCCAGGGAGGCCCCAUCCAUCAGACCCCAGAGAGAGGCUGAAGGUGAACCCUCAGCCAGGACCAGCACGUCCUGCUCCUCGGACCUUCCGAUGGCCCCAAAUGGUCGCCUGCACCGCCAAUCCCAGCGAGGACCUGGCCAGAACUCAGACACCGGGUCCCCUUGGGGGCUCGCUUGGGUUCGAGAGGGGGCUGGCCGAGUGCUGGGAGGCUGUGGCCGAGGCAGAGGGCAGAGCUGUCCCUCAGCGGACAAGGCCAGCCUGGGGUCUGGCGGGGGCGCCUGGAGUGUGCGGGAAGAGCAGGCCAGGCAGUGGGCGGCUGAGCUGCUGCUGGCACUGGAGGCGCUGCACCAGCAGGGGGUGCUGUGUCGGGACCUCAAUCCCCGGAACCUGCUCCUGGACCCGGCAGGUCACAUUCGGCUCACGUAUUUCGGCCAGUGGUCAGAGGUGGAGCCCCUGUGCUGCAGGGAGGCUGUGGACAACCUCUACAGUGCCCCAGAGGUGGGUGGGAUUUCUGAACUGACCGAAGCCUGUGAUUGGUGGAGCUUUGGGUCUCUACUGUAUGAACUGCUGACUGGAAUGGCCCUGUCCCAGAGCCACCCCUCAGGAAUCCAGCCCCACACCCAGCUCCAGCUGCCCGAGUGGCUCAGUCGCCCAGCAGCCUCCCUGCUGACUGAGCUACUGCAGUUUGAGCCCAGCAGGCGCCUGGGCACUGGAGUAGGCGGAGUCCACAGACUCAAGUCCCACCCCUUUUUCAGCACUAUCCGGUGGAGCAAACUGGUGGGGUAAGGGGUGGAACAGGCUAUGGAAGCCGCGGG
Molecule: messenger RNA, 1708 nt
Organism: Molossus molossus (Pallas's mastiff bat)
Lineage: Eukaryota; Metazoa; Chordata; Mammalia; Chiroptera; Molossidae
Gene: RPS6KL1
Product: ribosomal protein S6 kinase like 1
Exons: 10
Coding region: 27-1679 (550 amino acids)
Biological process (GO): protein phosphorylation
Molecular function (GO): protein kinase activity; ATP binding
Source: RefSeq, a predicted model, not a curated record